This is a messenger RNA of Brienomyrus brachyistius, 2090 nucleotides long. RefSeq names its product glycoprotein (transmembrane) nmb (gene gpnmb). NCBI's taxonomy places the organism in Eukaryota, Metazoa, Chordata, Actinopteri, Osteoglossiformes, Mormyridae. Bases 115 to 1959 code for a protein of 614 amino acids. Gene Ontology annotation, biological process: cell adhesion. The transcript is spliced from 12 exons. Gene Ontology annotation, molecular function: integrin binding. The record is from RefSeq and is a predicted model, not a curated record.
UUGGAAGUGUGUAAUUCUGGGGGAGCAGUUGCGAAGUAAGGAGGUCCGACAGCAUCCGGGCUGCAAAUUUCUUGCGUUUGCUGAAAGAGCAAGAAAUUUCUCUUCAGAUUCAGAAUGGGAGCCUUGCGAGAGAUAUUUGUUUUGCUUUGCACGACUGGUAUUCUGCGAGCCGAUGGGCGAAAAACAUACAGGGACAUGUUCUCACAUUCUCAUGCGUUUAAAUCUCCCGCAAUACCCGGAUGGAGUGCAGACAGCAAUCCCUGGGACGAGACCCUGUAUCCGCCUUUCAAAUCGGGCGAAUUCGGACGUAGGACAGGCAAACCCAUAGUCGCGCAUCUGACAAGCGACAGCCCCGCGAUGAAUGGAUCGUGUAUCACCUUCACCACUACUCUGCAGUUUCCGAAGUGUCAGAAGGAGGACGCCAGAGGCGACCUCGUUUUCGAUGAGCAUUGCAAGGACGACGACGGGCAGGUGCGUUCUGGCUAUGUGUACAGCUGGACCUCCUGGAUGGAGGACUAUGGCUUCGCCAAGUGCCCAGACCCUUCCAAGUGCAACGUGUUCCCCGACGGGGCUCCCUUUCCGCAGAGGAAUGACUGGAGACACAGGAACUACAUCUACGUGUGGCACACGAUGGGUCAGUACUACCAAACGUGUGGGGGCUCCUUCUCCAGCCUCACGCUGAACACCACGAACAUCACGCUGGGCGCGGAUAUAAUGGAGGUCGUGGUGUAUCAGAGCCACUCCCGCAGGAAGUACAGCCCUGUGGCCAGUGACAGUGGGAUCUAUUUUGUCACCGAUAAAAUCCCAUUGGCUGUGAAUAUCUCUCAGAAAAAGCCAGCUAACCUGUCAGAGAACGUCUUCAUCAAGGACUCGGACAUCAUCUUCAACGUGCUGAUCCACGACCCGAGCAAGUAUCUGAGAGCUGCCGCCUCUGUGGACUUCAUGUGGGACUUCAGCGAUGGCAACCGUCUGGUCACGCAGAACAACGUGGCCGUACACGCCUACAGCAUGGUGGGCAACGCUACCGUGAAGCUCACCGUACAGGCCGCCUUCCCCGUGCCCUGCCCCCCGCCCACACCGACACCGACCCCCACCCUGACGCCCAUGACCACCAGCUUUACAUCUUCACCCACCACAGAGUCUCAUACUUCCACAAGUACAGGAGAAACGUCAUCAAGCACCACUACCACAGGUCAGACAAGUACUCAUCCCACCAUGACAACAGAAUCCUCAACUGAGCCACAGACUACCACAGCUCCUGAGGUGACCACAGGCUCCAACAAGACUUCCACCUCCCCCAAGACCACCGUGGCGCCUCGGCUUCAAAGCCAUCGCUUGGGUGCAUCGUGUUACCGCAAUAUGUAUGGCAAUUUCGAGACCGAGAUCUUCAUCGUGGAAAUGAAUUCUACAGAAAAGAACAGGCAAGCUGUUACAAUCGUAGAUGUGUCUGCAGCCAAGGUGACCAAUGCCACGGUGAACUUCCUCAUUAAGUGUUUGGGCAGCAUCCCUACCUCAGCCUGCACAAUCAUCUCAGACCCCGCCUGCAAGCAGGUGAAGGACAUCAUUUGCGACCCGGUUCCACCCUCAGAAAGGUGUCUGGUGACUCUGAACCGCACCUUCCAGCAGCCAGGAACCUACUGCGUGAACAUCAGCUUACCGGGCUCCCACAGCCGCACCCUGGCCAGCACUCACGUCACCAUCGCAAGCGGAGGGUUGGUAUCCAAACCAAUGCAGGCGGCAGCAGUUGUCCUGAUCACUAGUGCUGUGUUGGCAGCAAUCUUCGGCUUCAUAGCAUCCAUGGCAUACAGACGUUACAGGGUUUACAGGCCAGUGAGGCGGGAGGCGGCAGCAGAACAGCAGAGCCGGCAGCUGAGGGCACGUCUCGGCCAGCUGAAGGUGGCGCUCUUCCGGGCAAACGAGGAGAAGAGCCACCUGCUGAGUGACCCGCGCUCCAUCUAGGAGGUUCGAAGCAGGAGAGCCAGGCCUUUCAACCACACCGGUGGUUCAGUAUCACGGAUGGGCAUGAGUUGAGGCCAAGAGAGUUUCAGAGUAGCCACAACAUAUUGUGUACCAGUUCCUUAACCGGGGGA